GCGCUACUGGUGCCCUCCAUGGCUCAGGCGCCCUUGCUGGCUCUAUCACGUCGCUCAAUCGCGUGGCUUUUUCCUUACGCUUUCGCACCGCUGGGCCUGCCUCUGGAUCCGGUCCUGAUCCGGUUUUUACGUCCGCACACUUGCGCUUACUACCGCGCUUUCCCUUACCCGCAGUAGCUUUGGCAUUCUCCUUCUCAGCA
Molecule: messenger RNA, 200 nt
Organism: Paraphaeosphaeria sporulosa
Lineage: Eukaryota; Fungi; Ascomycota; Dothideomycetes; Pleosporales; Didymosphaeriaceae
Exons: 1
Coding region: 19-177 (52 amino acids)
Source: RefSeq, a predicted model, not a curated record